AUGGAGGUCACAUCGUCACAUAUCCCCAUUGCAGGAUGGACCAUUUUGUUACUGAUAUUGUUUUCCAUCAUAGCGCAAACUGUUCAUCUCCGAUGGAUGCACCGUCUGAGCAGAUACCCAGGGCCAUGGCUCAACAGUGUGUCAAACAUCCCAAGCGCAGUUGCAGCUUUCCGAGGCGUCCAACACUUGUACAAUUACAAACUACACGAGAGAUACGGACCAGUUGUGCGCAUCUCUCCCAAUGAACUCAGCUUUGCGGAACCAUACGCUUGGGAACAUAUUUACGGCAAUCGCCACGGCGACGUGAUGGAAAAAGCGCCACUUUUCAUUGGUGUUGUAAAGCCAAUCAACGGAUGUGUCGGAAUCGGCCUUGCAAAAGGUUCAGAGCAUACCCGGCAGCGUCGUGCAAUGGCAGUCGGGUUUACAAAAUCUGCCCUCAUGGCGCAGCAGGAGAUACUGGAGGUUCAGACGUACAAACUGAUUCACGCAAUCAAGACACGAGCAAAGGGUGGGAAAGCUCUAAAUAUGAGCGACUGGUUAUCGUUUACGACAUUCGACAUCAUCGGCGAUCUAUGUUUUGGUGAAUCGUUUCACUGUCUUGAUGGAGGCGUCGCGACUGAGUGGGCGCUAGCAACAACCAACGUCCUCAUUUCCUCAACCUUGGACAUGGCCGUUCGGAGAGUGACGGGCGUGGGCACUUGGCUCAAUCGUAUGGCAGUCAAGCUCAUGCCAGCUGAAGCAAUGAAAUGGCGACAAAUCUCCUUCAAAAACACCAGCAAGAAGACCUUUGAACGUCUCGCCGACGAAACAUCGUCUCACAAAGAUGUCAUAUACCACAUCCAACGCAACAAAGAUGCCCGCAAGACGCUUGAGCCCACCGAACUCCUCCUCAACAUGACGCUCCUCGUGACCGCCGGUUCAGAAACCAUUUCCACCCUCCUCGUCACUUUCAUAUACAACCUCUGCACCCAUCGCAACGUCUACCACCGUCUCGCUACUACGAUCCGCACCACUUUCGCCGACCCAAGUGAAAUUACCCUACAAAAGCUGGAAGAUCUGGUUUACCUCGAUGCCUGCAUCAAAGAGGCACUGCGCAUCUUCCCGCCAGUCAGUUCCAACCUGCCACGUGCAGUGCCCGCAAAGGGCGCACAGAUCGGACCGCAUACAUUACCCGGAGGAUCGCUGGUAUCCGUAGCUCCAUGGGCGGCGGUGCGGUCUGCGCGCAAUUUCCACCUAUCCAAUGAGUACCACCCUGAGCGAUGGUUGCGCAACCAUACCGAACAAGGCUGGGACCCGGCUUUUGAAAAUGACCACUUGUCCGCGUCAACGCCGUUUGGAGCUGGCCCAAAACAGUGCAUGGGUCAGAGCUUAUCGUACUAUGAGAUUCGGCUGAUCGUGGCGCAUUUGCUGUGGGUCUUUGAUUUUGAACUCGAGACUGAGGGCGCUGAGGGCGCGCAGAAUAGAAGGUGGAGUUUAGAUCCUGAUACGGAGCUGCUGAGGUCGUAUCAGACGUUGAAUAGGCCAGGUUUGUAUGUGAGGUUCAAGGAACGGGAGUUGAUCUAA
Pyrenophora tritici-repentis Pt-1C-BFP is the source of this 1563-nucleotide messenger RNA. Its product is annotated as CypX, Cytochrome P450. NCBI's taxonomy places the organism in Eukaryota, Fungi, Ascomycota, Dothideomycetes, Pleosporales, Pleosporaceae. Gene Ontology annotation, molecular function: heme binding; monooxygenase activity; iron ion binding. The record is from RefSeq and is a predicted model, not a curated record.